CUAAGCUCAGACAGACCACAGAGCACAAAUAUUCAUAACUGAGGUUAGAACCUCCUAACCUCUUGAUAAUCGCUUGAUUUUCUUGGAUAAUUUAUAACAUGAAUCAAGCCGAUGUUUCUAAAUUAGUUUCUAGAUUAAAAACGAAGGUAAAUCCUCGUCUCAGAAAAUUUCGAAAUCCUAAUGGUCCCGAGGGUAGAUUACAUAAACUCAGAAAAACAGUCACUGCAUUAUUCAAAUAUGAAAGGAUAGAGCUGAAUUAUCCCAGGGCAGAUGAGGCUCGAAUGUAUGCUGAGAGACUGAUUUCGGAAGCUCUGCGCCAUGGGGACUGUCAUAAAACCACAAUGGAAUUGGCUGAUUAUUGGCUAAUCGAAAAACAGUUGGUUCACAAAUUGUUCAAAGUAUUUGUUCCCAGGUACCAGGACUAUAAUAUAUCAUACACAAAAUUAUACAGAGCACCCAGGCCGCCUUAUCCUAUGGAUCAGCAUCCCAAAGCUGUCUUGGAAUUGAGAGGUCAUCCAUAUCCAACAUUAUUACCUGAUAACAGUUCAAAUAAAAACUUAUUACACAAUGUACUUCUAGAAGAAGCAAAGAAAGCGUAUAGAGCUAAAAAGUAUGCUGAAAUUGCAGCUAAAAUUGAUUCUGUUGAGAAAAAACUAGAAAGUGUUAGUUUAGAAUCAGAUAAUGCAAAAGUUGUCAAUACAGUAGAAACUCCAAAUUAAUUUGAGUUUAAUGUCUGUUUUAAGCCUAUUUGAGAUCUCUCAGAAUUGAGAUGUUUUCAGUUAUGGAAGGUCUAUAUAACACAUUUAUCAUAGUCUAUCUAUCAAUUUAUAUAGCGAAUAUUGAAAAAGAGACAGAUCAAUUUCAA
Molecule: messenger RNA, 865 nt
Organism: Coccinella septempunctata (seven-spotted ladybird)
Lineage: Eukaryota; Metazoa; Arthropoda; Insecta; Coleoptera; Coccinellidae
Gene: mRpL17
Product: 39S ribosomal protein L17, mitochondrial
Exons: 2
Coding region: 99-719 (206 amino acids)
Biological process (GO): translation
Cellular component (GO): ribosome; mitochondrial large ribosomal subunit
Molecular function (GO): structural constituent of ribosome
Source: RefSeq, a predicted model, not a curated record